AUGAGGCCCGCUGGUAGACUAGCACAACUCGUAAGAGUAGUAGAAAACGACCACCUUAAGUAUGGACGGGAAGUUGAGUAUUCAAGAUUCUUCAAUUUCCAAAAAUCAUCAUUAUCUUCAACAAAUCUCAAAAUAUUACCUAAACAUAGAUUUCUUUGUGGUGGAACUUGGUUGUCUUCAGCUUUACUUGCUUCAGUUAAUCUCACACAUGCUGCUCACGAUCCUUCAAAUUUCGAUACUAUCCUUGUUGUUUAUCUCCAAGAUAAUAUCGUUGUAUCAUGUGACACAGAGUGCCCUCCUAGAGGAAGUAGAGCUAUAUUUGCAAGCUACAGAGACUGCGACAGCCAGAUGCAGAAGUUUUCUAUGAGAUUUAGAGUAGCAAGUGAUGCUCAAGUGUUUCUGGAUUUCGUAAGAGUGCAACCAUCACCACCUGCAUUUAUAGAACAGGAGAGUUUGACAGACAAGAAUAUGAUUGGGAAUUCAGAAACUGAUUUACGGUCUGAAAUCUCGUCCGCCUAUGAGUUUGUCUCUUCAAAUAGACCUUGUUACAGAAUAAAUGAAGAGAGCCCUCUGAAUGCUCAUCCUACCGACUAUUUUAUGAAUCCUCUAGAAACGACUCGUUUAUUGGAGCUGCCACCAGUUGCAACAGACAGUGCUGAACUUUCACCAGCUGCCACUUAUUCUCCAAAGAUGCCACAAUAUGCAGCUUGUAUUCCUAAAAUUCAACCAGUUGGUGUUUCUCCAGAGAUUGGACUGAACACAUGCUCCCAAUUACUCAGCGUAGACUCUGGAAACUUUUGUGGAUCCUUGCUUUCCAGCUUCUCUGCGCUAUUAACCACCUGUGCUGCUGAGGCCGGAAAAGUGCAACUAUCAUUGGCUCCCGAGGAAAUUGAUAUCAAGUCUCAAAGCAUGCAACAUAUGUCAGGAUCUUCUUUCCAUGGUGUAUUGGUUCUGCCAGGCAAUUUGAGAUGCUUCACCACUCAGAUAAUCAAAAAGGUUCUUGCAAUCACCUUCCACUGUAAAGUUGGACAAUCCUCUUUCAACUGCCCAUUUAGCUCCCUGCAUCAGUCCUAGGGCUUCCGCUUCUUCAGAGGUAGAAGCUGUGAAUGGUCCUGCCCUGCCUUGCUCAAAGUCUCCUGCAUCAUUCCUAAGAAUUAAAGAGAAACCUGCAGGCAAAUCCAUAGAAGUCCAAGCAGCAUCUAUAUUGAGUUUCAAUUGAGUUCUCCUAGGCAGAGACCAUUUAUGAGUCUCAUUUUUGUCAAAAGAUGUUUGUCUAUUUGGUGUAUUAUCCUUAUACCAGAAAUUUAAGAAUCUUUGUAUUUCUAAACCUAAUUGAGCACUAGUUUGUUGUUUUUGUUCAAAAA
Papaver somniferum (opium poppy) is the source of this 1364-nucleotide messenger RNA. RefSeq names its product protein POOR HOMOLOGOUS SYNAPSIS 1-like. Bases 1 to 1074 code for a protein of 357 amino acids. The transcript has 8 exons. The record is from RefSeq and is a predicted model, not a curated record. Lineage: Eukaryota; Viridiplantae; Streptophyta; Magnoliopsida; Ranunculales; Papaveraceae.